Messenger RNA from Hippopotamus amphibius kiboko, 1770 nucleotides. It is a transcript of the gene GAL3ST4, whose product is annotated as galactose-3-O-sulfotransferase 4. The coding region runs from base 88 to 1554 and encodes 488 amino acids. Gene Ontology annotation, biological process: glycolipid biosynthetic process. The record is from RefSeq and is a predicted model, not a curated record. Lineage: Eukaryota; Metazoa; Chordata; Mammalia; Artiodactyla; Hippopotamidae. Gene Ontology annotation, molecular function: galactosylceramide sulfotransferase activity. The transcript has 3 exons. Gene Ontology annotation, cellular component: membrane.
GUGGCUGCACGGCUGUCUCAAGCUGUCUCUGCCUCUGUGCCUGGCCCUUGCCCUGUCCCUCUCUAGGGUCACCAUUCCCUGUGCCACAUGGGCCCUCUGUCUCCUGCCAGCUGGGUCCUCCCCAGGACCAUGCGCCUCUGGGGGCCUCGGAGCCUGGGGGUGGCUCUGGGAGUCUUCAUGACCAUCGGAUUUGCCCUCCAGCUCUGGGGGGGCCCCUUCCAGAGGAGGCUACCUGGGCUGCAGCUCCGACAGUCCGGGGCCUCAUCCCCGGGACCAGCUGUCCCGUCCUGCCCCCCACGACAGCGACUCGUGUUCCUGAAGACGCAUAAAUCUGGGAGCAGCUCUGUGCUGAGUCUGCUUCACCGCUACGGGGACCGACACGGGCUGCGCUUCGCCCUCCCCGCCCACUACCAGUUCGGCUACCCAAGGCUAUUCCAGGCUUCUCGGGUCAAAGGCUACCGCCCUCAGGGUGGAGGCACACAGCCCCCCUUCCACAUCCUCUGUCAUCACAUGAGGUUCAACCUGAAAGAGGUACUUCACGUCAUGCCAUCUGACAGCUUCUUCUUUUCCAUUGUCCGAGACCCAGCGGCUCUGGCCCACUCUGCCUUCUCCUACUAUAAAUCCACGUCAUCGGCUUUCCGCAAAGCACCAUCCUUGGCUGCCUUCUUGGCCAAUCCCCGAGCCUUCUACCGGCCCGGGGCUCGUGGGGACCACUACGCGCGCAACCUGCUAUGGUUUGACUUUGGCCUCCCCUUCCCCCCAGAGAUGAGGACCAAGAGAGGGAAUCCUCGUCCCCCCAGAGACCCCAACCCGCCACAGCUGCCUUCUGGCUCUGGCCCUCGAGCCCACACCCUGGAUCCCAAUGCUCUCUUCCAUCCCGUUCCCACUGUUGCUGAUGGUCACAGCCACGCGUCCAGCCCUGCCUCUUUAGAUUUGGGGUCUUCAUCCUUCAUCCAGUGGAAUUUGGCCUGGCUGGACUCUGUCUUUGACCUGGUCUUGGUGGCCGAGUACUUUGAUGAGUCAUUGGUCCUGCUGGCAGAUGCCCUGUGCUGGGGUCUGGAUGAUGUGGUGGGCUUCAUGCACAACGCCCAGGCUGGAGGUGGGCAGGGCAGAAGAGCUGUCGGUAUUGGUGGACUGACCGCUGAGGAGAGGCAGCUGACUGCACAGGCCCGAGCCUGGAACAACCUGGACUGGGCUCUCUAUGUUCACUUCAACCGCAGUCUGUGGGCCCGGAUAAAGCAAUACGGCCAGAGACGGCUGGACAGUGCUGUGGUGGAGCUCCGGGCUCGCCGAGAGGCCCUGGCUAAACAUUGUCUGGUUGGGGGUGAGGCUUUAGACCCUAAGUACAUCACCGACCGGAGGUUCCGCCCUUUCCAGUUUGGGUCAGGUAAGGUUUUGGGUUACGUGCUUCGGAGUGGCCUGAGCCUCCAAGACCAGGAGGAGUGUGAGCGCCUGGCUACCCCUGAGCUACAGUACAAGGACAAGCUAGACGCCAAGCAGUUCCCCCCAACAGUCUCUCUGCCCCUCAAGACUUCAAGGCUACCCUUGCCAUAGGCAUCAGACCACUAAGUCUUAGGCUGAAGAGCAGCUAAGCGACAAGGGCACAGUGAUGAGCGUGAAGCAGCCAGAUGCCCUUUCUGCUUCCCUCAGAGAGCACGUCUGCUCCCCAGAGGACCAGUAGAACUUUGCACAGAUGUGGGCCCCGCGUCCUCCAGCCUGUGCCAAGGAAUCCCAGUCCCAGCAGCAUCCUCCCCCACUCUUUCCCCCUUC